AUGCUGGAGAAGGCCGGAGGUCUUGUCUUGAGGAAGACACGGGUCCUGAGGGCCGCCAGGGUCCAGGUGCCGACGGGGCCCUGGGGCCAACGAGGUCCUGGUGCCGACGGGGUCCUAGGGCCGACGAGGUCCUGGGGCCGAAGGGUCCUGGGGAGUGACGGGGUCCUAGGGCCGACGGGGUCCUGGGACCGGCGGGGUCCUGGGACCGACGGGGUCCUGGGACCGACGGGGUCCUGGGGCCGACGGGGUCCUGGGGACCAACGGGGUCCUGGGGCCGACGGGGUCCUGGGGCCGACGGGGUCCUGGGGCCGACGGGGUCCUGGGGACCAACGGGGUACUGGGGCCGACGGGGUCCUGGGGCCGACGGGGUCCUGGGGCCGACGGGGUCCUGGGGCCGACGGGGUCCUGGGGCCGACGGGGUCCUGGGGCCGACGGGGUCCUGGGACCGGCGGGGUCCUGGGACCGACGGGGUCCUGGGGCCGACGGGGUCCUGGGGCCGAUGGGGUCCUGGGACCGACGGGGUCCUGGGGCCGACGGGGUCCUGGGGCCGACGGGGUCCUGGGGGCCGACGGGGUCCUAGGGCCGACAGGGUCCUGGUGCCGACGGGGUCCUGGGGCCGACGGGGUCCUAGGGCCGACAGGGUCCUGGUGCCGACAGGGUCCUAGGGCCGACGGGGUCCUGGGGGCCGACGGGGUCCUAGGGCCGACGGGGUCCUGGGGGCCGACGGGGUCCUGGGGCCGACGGGGUCCUAGGGCCGACGGGGUCCUGGGGGCCGACGGGGUCCUGGGGGCCGACGGGUCCUGGAGGGUGACGGGGUCCUAG
Molecule: messenger RNA, 822 nt
Organism: Procambarus clarkii (red swamp crayfish)
Lineage: Eukaryota; Metazoa; Arthropoda; Malacostraca; Decapoda; Cambaridae
Source: RefSeq, a predicted model, not a curated record